Molecule: messenger RNA, 915 nt
Organism: Galeopterus variegatus (Sunda flying lemur)
Lineage: Eukaryota; Metazoa; Chordata; Mammalia; Dermoptera; Cynocephalidae
Product: olfactory receptor 5M3-like
Exons: 1
Coding region: 1-915 (304 amino acids)
Biological process (GO): sensory perception of smell; G protein-coupled receptor signaling pathway
Cellular component (GO): membrane
Molecular function (GO): olfactory receptor activity; G protein-coupled receptor activity; odorant binding
Source: RefSeq, a predicted model, not a curated record
AUGCUCAAUUUUACUGAUGUGACAGAAUUUAUUCUUUUGGGAUUAACUAGUCGCCCUGAAUUACAAUUCCUUUUCUUUGUGGUUUUCUUGCUGGUCUACAUUAUCACCUUGGUUGGGAAUAUUGGCAUGAGUAUAUUAAUCAGAAUCAGUCCCCAACUCAGCAGCCCCAUGUAUUUUUUAUUCAGUCACUUGUCUUUUGCAGAUGUGUGGUUCUCCUCUAAUGUCACCCCUAAAAUGUUGGAAAAUUUGGUAUCUGAGACUAAAACCAUCUCUUAUCCUGGGUGUAUAGUGCAGUGCUUUUUUUUCAUUGCCUUCAUCCUUGUGGUGAUGGCCUUUGAUAGAUACAUGGCGAUUGGCAACCCUCUACUUUACGGCAGCAGAAUGUCAAGGACUGUCUGUAUUGGGCUGGUCUCUUUUCCUUACAUAUACAGCUUCUUUAUUAGUUUGAUCUCAACACUGUGGACUCACGGUUUGUACUUCUGUGGGAACAUUGAAAUCAACCAUUUCUACUGUGCAGACCCAGCUCUCAUCAAAAUGGCCUGUGCGGGGACCUUCAUUAAAAAAUACACUAUGCGCACAUUGGCAGGUCUCAACUUCUCCUAUUCCUUAUUAGUCAUUAUCGUCUCUUACAUAUUUAUCCUUAUUGCCAUCCAAAAAAUGCAUUCAGUGGAAGGAAGAAAGAAAGCCUUCUCCACGUGUGGAUCCCACUUAACAGCUGUCACCAUAUUUUAUGGAACGUUCUUCUUCAUGUAUCUGAGAAGCCCAACGGAGGAGUCUGUGGAGCAGGGAAAAAUGGUGGCUGUUUUUUACACCACAGUGAUUCCUAUGCUGAACCCCAUGAUCUACAGUCUCAGGAACAAAGACGUGAAGGAAGCCAUGAGUAAAGCAAUGAGUAGAGCAUUUUCAACUAAGUAA